Knipowitschia caucasica is the source of this 1161-nucleotide messenger RNA. Lineage: Eukaryota; Metazoa; Chordata; Actinopteri; Gobiiformes; Gobiidae. The record is from the annotation of a GenBank genome assembly.
AUGAACCUAAGGAGAAGCUCAGGACGGAGGUUUAAACCCAACACUGCAGGUGUUGGAUUGUUUCUGGGAAUACUAUGUUUUAUUAUGUUGGUUGCGAUAUUAAUACUUGUCAUCCUCAAUUUCUCAGAAUUGUCCUCUCAUGACUCAUACCACCAAAGACCAGAGGAGGCAGACCGUCUGGAAUUUUUACAGCAACAGAUUAACAAUUUAACUGAAAAAACUGAAAAAACUAAAAACACAACAGCAGGCUUCUGCUCAUCAUCAGACUGGAUAGAGGUGAACAGAAAGUGCUUCUACAUCGCCCCCUUUGGAGUGACCAGAAGCUGGGAAAAGAGCAGGGAUGAUUGUAGAGAUCGCGGAGGCCGACUGGUGACCAUCCAAAACAGAGCUAAGCUUCUGCUUCUGGGCCGGUUCUAUAGGCGCGCCUGGAUUGGCCUUUCUGACAGGGGGAUAGAGGGCACGUGGGAGUGGGAGGAUGGGACUCCUUUGGUGGGACAGACCUCAUCAGAACUAUGGUGCAGUUUGGAGAGGAGGACAGAGAGGCAGAGUGGAGAGGAGCGAGAGCAGCAAGAGAUGUCCGAGCCAGCCACUAACCCCCCGGCCGCUGCUGCUGCUUCCACCGUGGCCGCCACCUCCUUCCCAGGGACCACACUUUCUCUGCCUUUGGGACUUGAGGUGUUUAGGACCUACUCCGGUGUGCUGAUAACUUUGGAAAUUGUGUUUGGAGGUCUGGUAUGGAUCUUGGUAGCCUCCUCAAACGUCCCAGUGCCUCUGCUUCAGGGCUGGGUCAUGUUUGUAUCCGUCACGGCCUUCUUCUUGUCUUCUGCCUAUCUCACCUUGCUCAUCACAGGCCUGGCUGACCGCAUCAACAUCGACUGGAACGUAAUAGACGUGCUUUACCAUUUUGUGGCUCUUCUCUUCUACUUUGCUGCAUUUGUGCUGGAGGCGGCGACCACAGCAGCCAACAAAGGCACACAGUUCAUAAGCAUGCCCAACGGCACGCAGGUCCUCAUGUGUAUUCCCUUUCCGGCUGGCAACGUCUUCACAAUUCUCAAUGGGCCUCAGUACAGCAUAAAUGUAGCAGCGACGAUAUUUUCAUUCUUUGUGACAUUGUGUUAUGGUUGUAGUAUGUUGAUGGGCUUCAAGAGGUGGAGAAUGUGA